GGAGCAAGUGGCAAGUUGCCAAACCCAACUUAAAACCAGGUGACAUUGUGCUCGUCAGAGAUUGCCAGUCACAACGCAACGAAUGGUCUUUAAGUCUUGUCACCAAGACGUUCCCAAGCAAGGAUGGGAAGGUUCGUAAGGUUGAGGUCAAGAUCUGUAAGCGAGGAGAGACUAAGUUGUUCCUCAGACCAGUGACUGAACUAUUCUUAUUGUUAUCUGUUUAGAGUUUAAAAUAUGGUACCAGUGAUACCAGACGGGGAGUGUCAUGCCUUCAGCAUUUGCUUUGUGUAGAUCUGAUUACCUUUACUACAGAAAGUUGUAUUAUUGCCCCAUCUGGUGGUCAGUCCCAUCAAUUAAUUUGACCCUCAUAGCCUCUUGUAGCCAGUCUUGCAAUGCAUUCUGGGAUGAAGAAGCUGGGAUCAGCCUUUCUACUUCCCUCAUGGUCCCAGACAGUCAUGCUUUACAUGGGUCCAACUCUCAUAUAGCAUUCGAUGACCCAGGCAUCAUCACCGAGGAUGCCCAGCAGGAACGUGACCAGGAGACCUUCACACUCCACCUGCAGCCCAUCGAUCCGACUCAGCCAACCACGCCGCAGGACAUACCCCAACCACCCCAAACAUCACACAGCCCCCAAUUGAGCACAACACAAGUUGACACACAAAUGGGCCCAGAGUUUUGGAGCCAUUGGUCGUCACAACAGGUGCAAUACUGCGCAAGCCUCAACACCCACAGCCAAUACCUGUCAAGUCUGCCCCAUCAUUUGCCUAGACUGAGUCGCAACUCAGGCAGACUUAUAGUGCAGGUGGGCCGAAUCGCUAACUCCAUGGAACAGAUGAGGGCAGACAACACCCAAAUGCAGUCAAACCUCCAACGCAUCUUGGAUGAUCAGCAGCGGCAGCAACAAUCACUUAUACAGAUCAUACAACACAACCAAAUGAUCAACGACAACCUCUCACGCAUGAUAGCUAACAACACUGCCGCUAACACUCAGCUCACAGCAAGCUUGAACAAUCUAAGCCAAAGCCUUAGUGUGUUGGCAUCACACCAUGCCACAUCUAGUUCUGGGACAAUGACACCAAGCCACACCCCAGUUCAUUCCCCAGUCCGACGCUCAAGUCGAACCCGCACCAACGAGCCAGCACAUUCCUCGGCACCCAGCACACACAAAAAAAAACAUUAAUAAUGUUCGGUCAGAAUAUAUUGACCAUUACAGUGUUUUUUCUUUUAGAUUGGUCUCAAAAAG
This is a messenger RNA of Pseudophryne corroboree (corroboree frog), 1243 nucleotides long. RefSeq lists its product as uncharacterized. NCBI's taxonomy places the organism in Eukaryota, Metazoa, Chordata, Amphibia, Anura, Myobatrachidae. The transcript has 2 exons. Bases 266 to 1180 code for a protein of 304 amino acids. The record is from RefSeq and is a predicted model, not a curated record.